Molecule: messenger RNA, 1709 nt
Organism: Dioscorea cayenensis subsp. rotundata (Guinea yam)
Lineage: Eukaryota; Viridiplantae; Streptophyta; Magnoliopsida; Dioscoreales; Dioscoreaceae
Product: transcription termination factor MTERF5, chloroplastic-like
Exons: 3
Coding region: 608-1438 (276 amino acids)
Biological process (GO): chloroplast organization; regulation of DNA-templated transcription
Cellular component (GO): chloroplast
Molecular function (GO): double-stranded DNA binding
Source: RefSeq, a predicted model, not a curated record
UCUUUCCCAAAAAAAUGCCCUCCAUCUCCUUCUCUUCCUCUUUCCGGCGAUCUUGAAUCUUCAAUCUCAGGUCGAUGUUUGCGAUUUCAUUCUCUUAGGGGUUUUACUGAGAACAAGAGGAGCAAUCAGUGGUGAAAAUUGAAAACUUUUCCACCAAAAUUACUAGUUUUGCUUGUGAUUUGGCAUAUAACUGUCAACAUGAUCUGUUUUGAUGUUUCAAAGAACAAGAGGAGCAAUCAGUUGUGAAAAGUGAAAACCUUUACCCCCACAAAAGUAAUAGUUUUGCAUGUGAUUUGGCACAGCACUGUUAACAUGAUCAGUUUGAUGUUUCAAAGAACAAGAGGGGCAAUUAUAUUGCCCAUUCCUGAGAAGAGUAUCUUCUCUUUGUUCAGUUCUUCUGUAGUUCCAAAGUGUAACACAUUCAUCUUGAAUUACCUUACUCAAACUUUCGGUGUCUCUGAAAGCCGGGUUCUUUCCUCUUUGAAUGUUCCACAUGUUGAAACACUAGAUGGUCCAAACUCUGUUGUUAACCUGUUCAAACAAUAUGAAUUCUUGGACGCUGAUAUUCGGAAGGCUGUCCGAGUUUGCCCACAGAUACUCUUUUUGAAUGCUGAUAAAGAACUUGAAACCCAAACUCCAAUUUUUCCAAGAUCUUGGUUUCACUGGUCCUCAGAUGAGUCCCUUCCUAUCCAAAAGUUCUACCAUGCUUACCCACAGCCUUGAGAAGCGGAUUGCGCCGUCAGUUGAUGUCUUGCUAGGAAUUUUGUCCACUCGUGACCUGCUCCGAGUCCUUGGGAGAUGCCCAUGGGUUAUAAAGGAAGACCCAGCAUUGAAACUCAUCCCCAACAUCUCCUUCUUGAAGAAAACUUGCCACAUUGACCAAUCUCAGCUGUUGAUGCUACUGGUGAGGCAGCCAUCUUUGUUUGUUAUGAGACAAUCAGCUCUUCAAGAUCUUGCUCACAAGAUCACGGAAAUGGGUGUGUCAGUGGACUCUAGGGUGUUUGCUCAGGCUUUAUACUCAUUCUCUUGCAUGUCCUCAGAGACAUUUAAGAAGAAAUUUGACCUCCUUCACAGCUAUGGUUUCUCAGAUGAGCAGACAACACUGUUAUUCCAAAAGGCACCUGCUGUGUUUAGGACAUCUGAAAAGAAGCUGAUCUCUGGUUUGGAGUUUUUCAUGAACAAAGUUGGUGUCGAUCACUGCAAACUUCUUCGAUAUCCAUCUAGUUUAAUGUAUAGUAUGGAGAAACGAGUCGUCCCUCGGUAUAGUGUUCUUGAAGUUCUAUAUUCAAUGAAAUUGCUCGAGAAAGGUGAUCAACUUCUUUCUGCAAUCUUGUUAUCUGAGGAGGAUUUCCUGAAGAAAUAUGUAUGGAAGCAUAUUGAGACAGUGCCCGAGUUGUUAGGUGCCUACAAGUUGAAAACUAAGAUCAAACCACAAUGAAGCUUCUAAGCAAUCUGGUUCAAAAGAACUUGAAAUUUGGUCAUUGCAAUUAUCACCCGAAGGUAAUAUCGACGCAAAGAAUACAUGUGCAUGACAUCUGCAUGCAAUUCUCAAACAGGACCAGUAAAACAAAGCUAACGGAAAUCUACCAUAAUUUCCUCAGCCUAUUUCUCUUAAGACUAUUACAUUGUCACUUGCUACCUAAGACAGACACAUUUAUCUUUGCUUCAUGAAUUCCAAUUUGAACACACUGGCUUUCAGAGAAUAAUCU